AUGGGCCCCCUAACCCACCCACCGGCGGCCGCCGCCGCCCCCCACCCCCGCCUCCUUGCCGAGAAAGCCCUUGCGCUCCUCAGGCACCGCCGUCGCCUCGAUUCCCUGGCUGCCUCGUUCACACCAGAGGCCGCUGCGGAGGCCCUCCUCCUUGCCCAGCCCCACCGCUCCCUCACCCUUGCGUUCCUGCGCUGGGCCUCCCCGCUCCCCUUCUUCUCCGCUUCCCUACGUUCCCAAUCACUCGCCCUCCUCCUCCUCUCCCGCUUCCGCCUCUUCCCCUCCGCCCUUUCCCUCGCCCGCAGCCUUGCUUCCCACUCCCCCCCGCCCCCCGUCAUCCACUCCGUCGCCGCCGCCCUACCCUUCCUCCCCCCUUCCCCCUCCCCUUCCGCCGCCUUCGACCUCCUCAUCAAGUCUUACGCCUCUCUGGGACGCGUUCCCGAUGCUCUGUCCGCCCUUUCCCUCACCAAAGGCGCGGGCUUUGCCCCCGCCACCCUCUCCUACAACUCCAUCCUUGACGCCAUGUUCCGCUCCAGCCGGACCCCCCGCAACACCAUCGAAGAAUUCCUCGCCGACAUCUCCCGGUCUGGGGUAUCCUUGAACGUCUACUCCUACAACAUCUUGAUCCGUGGGUUUUGCUCUUGGGGCGUACUGGAUCGGGGGCUAGUUCUGCUGACCGAGAUGGAGCACGCCGGGUGUUCGCCAAAUGUCGUCACGUACAACACUCUCAUUGAUGGGCACUGCAAGUCGGGGAAGGUCGACAGUGCGUUUGGGCUGCUGAAAACAAUGCACGAAAAGGGAGUGCAGCCAAAUGUGGUUACUUAUAACGCGAUUAUUAAUGGGUUGUGCCGGGAGGGCCGGGUGAAGGAGACGGGCAAACUGGUCGACGAAAUGGCGAGAGAGGGAUUUGCUCCUGAUGCUAUUACUUAUAACACAUUGGUGAAUGGGUAUUGCCGGGAAGGGGAUGUUCAUAAAGCUCUCGUCUUGCACGCCGAGAUGGCUCAGAAAGGGGUGGCACCUAAUGUUGUGACAUAUACUUCUCUAAUUAGUGCAAUGUGUAAGGCAGGCAACUUGGCAAGAGCAAUGGAGUUUGCCAAACAGAUGAGGGAGAGAGGGCUUCAGCUUAAUGAGAUUACUUUCACAACUUUGAUUGAUGGUUUUGCUAAAAAGGGGUUCUUGGAUGAUGCUCUCUUGCUCAUGAAGGAGAUGAAAGAAAGUGGGAUUUUGCCAUCUGUCGUGAGUUAUAAUGCUCUUAUUAAUGGAUAUUGUACUUUGGGAAGAAUGGAUGAAGCCUUGGAGAUCAUUCGAGAAAUGGAGGGAGAUGGGUUGGUGCCUGAUGUAGUCACUUAUAGUACGUUACUAAGUGGAUACUGCAAGAAUGGGGAGUUGGAGAUGGCAUUUCAGUGGAAUCAAGAGAUGGUUGCAAAGGGUGUGCUGCCUGAUGCCAUUACGUAUUCUUCGCUUAUUAGGGGUCUCUGUGAGGUGAGGAGACUGGACAAUGCUCAUGAGCUUUUUGAGAAGAUGUUGAAUUUGGGUUUACAUCCUGAUGAGUUCACCUACACAACACUGAUUGAUGGCCAUUGCAAAGAAGGGGAUAUAAAGAAAGCUCUUCUUCUUCAUGAUGAGAUGAUAAAGAAAGGGAUCCUUCCUGAUGUCGUGACCUAUAAUGUGCUCAUAAAUGGCUUUAGAAAAGUGGCUCGUACAAAGGAAGCAAAAAGGCUGCUUUUUAGGCUAUAUUAUGAGGAGUCUAUUCCAGAUAAUAUUGCAUAUGAUGUGCUGAUGGAUUGUUGCGACAAGGGAGAAUUCAAGAGUGUGGUGUCCCUUUUAAAGGGUUUUUGUAUGAAAGGAUUGAUGAAUGAAGCCGAUAAGGUAUUUGAAUCAAUACUAGAGAGGAAGUGGAAGCCUAAUGAGGUUGUUUAUAGUGUCUUGAUUCAUGGACACUGUAGAGGUGGAAACGUGCAGAAGGCACUUGACUUGUACAAGGAAAUGAUACUGGCUGGUUUUGUUCCUAAUGCAAUAAGCACUAUUUCACUAAUUAAAGGUCUUUCUGAUGAGGGGAUGGAUGAGGAGAUGAAUCAUGUUAUUCAGACACUAUUGGCAGGUUGUAUGCUUACAGAUGCUGAAACUUCAAAGGUACUUGUUGAAGUUAAUCACAGGGAUGGCAAUAUGGAGGCUGUGUUUAAUGCCCUGACUGAGAUGGCCAAGGAUGGACUCCUGCCAAAUGGUGGGUGAAAGGAUGAACUUGGUCCAUAUGAUGGCUAGAAUUAGAUCUUAUGGAGAAUCAUAUGGCACCAUCAUCUGUAAUUUGCUGUUUGAACAUGAGUCUUUCAGAAUUCAUAAUUGAAGGCAGCUGGCGCAUUCUUGGGCAAUGAUUAAAGCCAGUCUUGUUCCUCAUCCAAUGCUGCCAAAACUCAGGCUAUGUUCUUCUCUGUCCUCCCUGUUCUUCAUGGACAUGGAACUCAAAGUGCUGAAAUGCAAGCAUGUGACCUGUGCCCAGAUUGUGAGGAGGACCGCAACCAGGUUAUGGCCGGUUGCAAUUUUGGCAGGCAACGUUGGGAAGGUUUGAAAACUUAUUCGGCCUGGAGUCUUUUGCCUCCUUUACCUAUGCUAAUUAACUUUCUAUCUCAGCCCCAAGGAGAGAGAGGGAUGAAGUCUCUGAUUGCGUGCUGGCCGGUUCACCUGGAAAUCGAGGAAUGAGAGACUGUUUCAAAGGAAGGUCUCCUCCCCUGGUGAUGUAGUAAGAUGAUCUCUGUACAUUGCUCCUUGAACACGCAAUCAAGACACUGAAGUAACUGUGGCACCGGAUGCCUCUUUAAUUUGGAUGGUAUUAAUAUUGCUUGGUUGUCCCCUCCCCUUGGUACGUUCAAGGUUAACUUUGAUGGAUCUGUAGCCAGCGCUUAUUACCAGAGAUUAUUUGGGCUGUGCACUCUACAGUGUCAGCAAGAGAAUCCCCUUGUACAGUCUCAUUUGCUGAAUUGGCGACUGCAUGGGAGGGCCUGUGUAUGGGAAUAUUUAAAUUUAGAGGUACUCAAGUUUGGUUGGAAGGUGAUUUAAUGUUAAAGGUGGAUUUAGUUACCGUGAUAUAAUGGAUUAAGGGUUUAAAUGUUAGUGGGCCUCGGUUUAAUCUUCUCUUAAGAGAUUUUUCUGGAUGAAGGAAGCACUAUGAGCUUUCAAGGCUACUCAUAUUGACUGGGAAGGUAACCCGGUAGCUGAUUAGCUGGCCUCGGCACCUCAGCUUGCUGAUGUAACUUGGGAAAAGUUUAUUUUGGCCCAACUGUUGAGAGCUGAUGCUUAUGGAUUCUCUUAAUGACCAGACUUAAUUCCAGAUCCGAUUUGAAAGAGAUUGAAGGAAAAAAUUCAAUGCUAGUGAUGAUGAAGAGGAAGGAGACGGUGGAAGGUAGCAGAGUGAGGAGGAGAUGGACAUCUGCAAAGGCUUGAAAAGGCCGUGAUCGGCGAUAAUGAUGUGAACCAGUGCGUGUAUACAGUGUACAUCAGGACGGGUUCCAUCUGGAAGGGGGGCACGGGCUCGGUGAUCAGCCUCGCCCUCGCCGGAACCAACAGCUCGGGCUUCGCGAUCACGGACAUCAAGUCCUGGGGUGGCAUCAUGGAGGUCGGCCACCACUACUUCG
Messenger RNA from Elaeis guineensis (African oil palm), 3626 nucleotides. Lineage: Eukaryota; Viridiplantae; Streptophyta; Magnoliopsida; Arecales; Arecaceae. The record is from RefSeq and is a predicted model, not a curated record.